Molecule: messenger RNA, 4504 nt
Organism: Polyodon spathula (Mississippi paddlefish)
Lineage: Eukaryota; Metazoa; Chordata; Actinopteri; Acipenseriformes; Polyodontidae
Gene: amotl2a
Product: angiomotin like 2a
Exons: 11
Coding region: 331-2556 (741 amino acids)
Biological process (GO): regulation of cell migration; establishment of cell polarity involved in ameboidal cell migration; hippo signaling
Cellular component (GO): cytoplasmic vesicle; plasma membrane; bicellular tight junction
Source: RefSeq, a predicted model, not a curated record
GCUCUCACAUUCCUAGCAUUCCAUUCUCUCUGAACAAUCAGCCUCGGUUAUUUAUUAGUGCAGCGAGCAGUGGGGCUAGCUCAGUCUACAGCGAGGAAGCGCACAGCACAUAUUCACACGCAUUAUUACUGAAGCACUAAAGUAUUGUCAGUAUACGCGUCUUUACUUCCCAUGGAACAGUUCGCGGAUUUAUUAUCUAAUAAUCAACGUAGACUAGUUUUCAAUUUUUAAUUUUCAUAUGAAGUUGUGAUUGGAGUCUGUGAAAGCCACCAGCCAUCAACUCCCCCUUGACGUUACCACUUCUUUUUCUGUAAACCUGACCUCCUCAUCAUGAGAACCGCUGAGGAAUCGUCUGGCACGGUCCUCCAUCGGCUGAUCCAGGAGCAGCUCCGCUACGGCAACCUGACAGACACUCGCACCCUACUGGCUAUCCAGCAGCAGGCCCUGCGAGGGGGAGGCAGUGGAGGGGGUGCGGGCAGCCCUCGCUCCUCCCUGGAGAGCCUGACCCAAGAUGAGUGUCAGCUGGUCCACCUCUCCACCAGACAGGAGCCCCAAGGACAGGAGCAUCAGGGCGACCACCCGCACUCCGAGAGCUCCUUGCAGUGCCUCUACCAACUCCACGGAGAGGAGCUGCCCACCUACGAGGAAGCCAAGGCCCACUCCCAGUACCUGGCCUCCCAGAGGCUGCAGAUGGGAUACCCCUUAACCAUGGAGGACACUAUGAGUAUCCACCAUGAUGAUGGCCUGAAGGACCUGAAGCACGGCCACGUGCGCUCUCUCAGUGAGCGCCUCAUGCAGCUCUCUUUAGAGAGGAAUGGAGCGAAACCCCACUCAGCCAUGAGCUCCUCACACAGCUACCCUCAGCUCUCCAAAAGCUACGCCCACCAGGGCUCCCAGCCACAGCAGCAGCAGCCAGCAGACCAUCGAGGCCCCCCACCAGAGUCCCCUUUCCUGGUCAAGUCUCCCGGGCCCAUGCUGAGCCACUCCCAGGAGCAGGGACACUACUACAACAAGCCUCCUCCCUCCUUCCACCAUCACACCCACAGGUAUUUGCAAGCCCAGCCCCAGCCACACCACCAGGCUGCCAGGCACAGCCCUCUUUCCACACUGACCCCUGCUGGAGUGGAGGCCUUCAUAGCAGCCCAGGCAGCCUCAGCCAGCAGCCAGGUGGCCCAGAUAGAGAGGCUAAGGAGGGAGAACGAGAGGCUGAGGAGGGAGGCGGAGGGUUACAGCGAGAAGGCAGCCCGCAUCCACAAGUUGGAAAUUGAGAUCCAGCACAUAUCUGAGGCCUACGAGACUCUGAUGAAGGGCUCUGCAAAGCGGGAGGGUCUGGAGAAAGCCAUGAGGAACAAGAUGGAGGCAGAGAUCCGGAGGCUGCAUGAUUUUAACCGGGAUUUGAGAGAUCGUCUGGAAACUGCCAAUAAACAGCUGACAGCGAAGGAGAUGGAAGUUUCAGAUCAAAACCAGAACAGCGUGUCCAAGCUCCUAGCACAAAGCCGCGCACUGCAGUGUGAGAAGGAAAGGUCUGAGCGGGAGGAGUCGGCCCUGCGCAGCUUAAACGAGGAGCAGCGCUGCAGGCUGCAGGUGCUGGAGCAGGCGCUGGGCUGCGCUCAGAGCAAGGCGGCCCGGCUGGAGGAGGAGCUGUGCAGGAAGAGAGCCUACGUGGAAAAGGUGGAGCGGCUGCAGCAUGCUCUGUCCCAGCUGCAGACGGUCUGUGAGAAGAGGGAACAGCUGGAGCAGAGACUGCGCACCCGGCUGGAGCAAGAGCUGAAGGCACUGCGCUCACAGCAGCGUCAGGACACUAGCCAGGGCCAGCCCCCUACAUCGGAGCAGAGCAUCCCCCAGCUGAUGGAGUGUCUGCGUGAGAAGGAGGAGCGCAUCUUGGCUCUGGAGGCCGACAUGACCAAGUGGGAGCAGAAAUACUUGGAGGAGAGCACCAUGAGGCAGUUUGCAAUGGACGCGGCUGCCACCGCUGCAGCACAGAGAGACACCACCAUCAUCAACCACUCCCCCCGACACUCUCCCAACAGCAGCUUCAAUGAGGACCUGGUUUUGGCCAGCCACCGGCACCAAGAGAUGGAGAACAGAAUUCGUGACCUGCACACUCAGAUCCUGGAGAAGGACGCAGUGAUCAAGGUACUGCAGCAGCGCUCCCGUCGAGACCAUGUUAAGGGGGAGCAGCCUGCCCUGCGGCCGGCCAAAUCUGUCCCAUCCAUCGCCUGCACCACUGUAGCCACACCAAGCUGGCACAGCUCCAGCUGCCCCACUGUGCACCGAGGAGCCAUGGUUAAGAGUCUGUCGGACGACCAGACAGCAAGCUCCUCCUCCACCUCUGUGCCCCUGACCACUCACUCCAAACACGGCAGUCAGGACGGGAGCACCCAAACUGAGACAACCUCGCCAGAGCCCUCCCCCAGCAAUGAGCCCACUGCCACUGCCAGCGAGGAGCCCCAAGCAGCACCCGCCACUUUCGAUAACUCAGAGCAACUGGCGCCCUUCAGUACCUAUAGGGGCCUGGACUUGCUGGAGGGAGACAUGGUUGAAUUUCUUAUCUGAGGAAUUCUGAGAUUUCAGAAAAGAGCAGUCUGGGCCAAGCUUCACUGCUGAGGACACCCCCCUCCCCCCACCUCGUACCUUUAUGUUUAACAAGAUGACAGUGAGAGGCGGGUGUGGGGUGAUACAAACUGAUCUCCUAACCAGCAAUCUGCUGCAAGAAAAAAGCAAGGAGACUUAACGUAACAAAAACUGGACAAUGAAGUAAGUGCUGUGAACUGCAGGUAUACACAGGAAAACGGAUGAGCUUGCCCUGUGUGCUGGUCUACAGUACAAUGAUAUUGCAUGGAAAAGACAGAGGCUUAAGGAUGCUGCUACUCAUGGUAGUUUUCCUCUGCCUGGUGCAAGGGUUACUGUGCAAACCCCUGUUUUGCGUGGGACAGUAUUUUACAUGGACACUGCAAACAGCUCAAUGGUGUGGAUAACGGACGUUGCAUAUUUUAUAUAUUGCUGCUGCUUGUGAGAAAUAUGAGCGAGAGAGGGAGUGUGAGCAGAACUUUUGCAGUACAUCAUUCGGGGCUUUUGAAAAAUAUUACUUAUUAUUAUUAUUAUUAUUAUAUAUUAUUAUUAUUAUUAUUAUUAUUCUUUAUCAGUGUCUUAUUACCCUAUCUCCUAUUUAAAUUUUUUGCCGUUGUUUUUGUGUGUCUCAAGUUCUGUGAAACAACAAUAUUUAGUGUUCAGGAAGCUCAUGUCUCUUACAUGAAAUCUAUCCUCAGAUUCCCAACUGUGACUGUAACACUCCAGUCGCCUUGCUUACCAGAUAUGAGCUGCCUACAUGUGUGUGGGCUACAGUAGGCCCUGUCUAUUUGAAAUGGUGCGCUCGAUUGUUCAGAACUUCACAAGCUCUACUACAAAGGCCUAUGGUGGCCUUUUUGGACCAGAGUGUUCAACAUUCUCAACCUCUUCCAAAAAAAAAAAAAAAAAAAAAAAAAAAAAAAAAGCUGUUCUGUAUUGCUAUUUUUGCUUUUGCUAUUUUUAAUCAAAGCUAGCAAGUCUUUGAUCUUGGGAAAGGGACCCUGUAACAAACGAUUUCCAGUUUAACAAAAUGGACCCCCUUUAAAACUGAAAGCCCACGUUACAUCAAUUGGUUUGAUUAAUAACCUGGGUGGCAAAAACUGCUGUGCAUUAUCACAUGUUACUAGCAUGACAGCAAAGUCAAAAUUUAAAGCAAGAUCCUUCUUGGCAAACAGCAUUUCUGUCCCUACCGUGAAGACUGUAGACUUGCAUGCUGCUAGCCAUUCCUCCAUUCCAGGCAAACGGUAACAGCCAAUCCCAAAUUCCUCCUGACAGAUGGAAUGUGACUCAAAGGCAAUCAUUAGUCCUGACUAAGAUGCCCUUCUUCACUGAUCUCAAGCAUCUCAUUGUUGCUUAUUUGGUUGUGUUUCUUGUCCCGGGUGCAUUUCCUCUGGCAGCUGGUUCUGUGUAGUGCUAGUUUCUAAAUCAGAGAGGCAGUGAAGCAUGGUAACUCUGGAGUUAUCCCACCCUGCCACCAUUAGGAUCCUUAUACACACUGGGAACUGGAAAAGAUUGGCAGUUGGUUGUAUUUUUUAUAGAAAAGAAUGCCUUUUUGUUUUGUAUUUUUCAAGUGCAAUGCAUUUGCUGGCCAGUGCUUUGUAUUGAAACUGCAGUGUGCCUCCUUAACUUUUUGUGUUCUUGUUGCUGUUUGUGCUUUGUUUACAAAAAUAAUAUUGUGAAGCGAGAAAACUUAACUUAAUAUAUUUUGUAUAAAUAUUUGUAUUCAAUGAGUAUUUAGUCAUAUGAAUAUUAUGCCAAAGACAAUUCUGAUGCAUUCUUAUUAAGUUAUAACAGUAAGUAUUUAAAUGUAAACUUGAGCAUAGCAGUCCACCACAUGGUCUGCCCAUACUUGGAGGUUGCUGUGAGCUUCUCUUCUGUGGGGUUUUUCUAUUGAAAUGUCAGUCCCAUUUCAUUAAUAAAAUAAAUGUAAUAUAUA